Molecule: messenger RNA, 6619 nt
Organism: Chara braunii
Lineage: Eukaryota; Viridiplantae; Streptophyta; Charophyceae; Charales; Characeae
Source: the annotation of a GenBank genome assembly
CGAGGGUGUAACGGUGAAUCGAGGCACGGGUGGCAAGAUGAUAAGUUUGGCGAAGUAUUCGACCGUCAGCUUGCUAUUAAGCAUUGCUGUAGUGUACCAUGCAUAUCAAACGCGGGAACAGUUUUACCCGGCCAUGCUGUACCUGGCCACGUCGAAGAUCUGUGUGGUUGUUCUGGGGAACAUGGCGUUUGUCCUGACAAUCUUGUUUUGGCAUCUUCUGAAGAAGAUAUUUCUUGGGAAUCUCCGAGAAGCAGAGGUGGAAAGGCUGCAGGAGUUGUUGCGCCAUGAAACGAUGGAGACCUGUUUGGCUAUGACGAUCUUCAGGGGCGAUUUCAACGCCUCGUUCGUGGCCAUGUUCACGGCGCUUCUUUUCAUCAAAAUUUUCCACUGGCUUUCUCAGAAACGGGUUGAAUAUAUUGAGACGACUCCCUCCGUCUCUCGCCUCGCCCACGCUCGCAUCAUCAGCUUCAUGUUCUUGCUUCUUGCUGUCGACAUCGUCUUCCUCAAGUAUUCCAUUAUCAGGGCCAUUGGUCCUCCUUCCGUUCAUCUUCUUUUCGCGUUCGAGUAUGUGAUACUGGCGUCGUCAACGGUCGCAACAUGCUUGAAGUAUGUGCUAUACACAAUCGAUGUCGUGAUGGAGGGCCAAUGGGACAACAAGGCGGUUUAUGUCUUCUACCUGGAGCUUGUACGAGAUCUUCUGCAUCUGUUUGUGUAUCUAUUAUUCUUUCUCAUCAUAUUUGUAAAGAUUGGGCUUCCGCUCCACCUUAUCAGGGAUCUCUAUGAGACAUUCCGCAACUUCAAAGCGCGAGUGGGUGACUUCAUUCGGUACCGCCGAAUCACAUCCAACAUGGACAAGUUUCCAGAGGCCACCCAGGAAGAGCUAGGAAGAGGGGAUGCGACCUGCAUCAUUUGUCGUGAGGAAAUGUCUUCUGCGAAGAAGUUGCCAUGUGGACACUUGUUCCACAUUCUGUGUUUGAGGUCGUGGCUGGAAAGGCACAUGACUUGCCCAACAUGUCGUGCCCCCGUUCUGCCUCCGGAGAACGCGAACCAGGCAAAUGAAGCGGCAGCACGGCACAUGGCCCAGCCAGGAGUUGUGGAAGGUGUGGCACCUGGUGUCGGAGUGAUGGAUGGGCAAGGUGCACACGUCCAAGCAGGCAAUAUGGAUUACAUGGCUGGUAUGAUGGGUGCACCUGGCUCUGCUGCAGCGGCUGCAGCAGCUGCACAUGCACAAGCUUUGCAUGGCCAUUAUAUGGCCAAUGCUCGAGCUGUUGGCAGCUUGUAUCCAGCAUGGCGCAUGGCUCCUCAAAACUGGUACUGGGCAACGCCAUGGUAUGCUCCAGCACAGUAUGUCCCCCAAGUAAUGCCAGGCAUGAUCAGACCGCCAUUCCCACCAAGCACUGGGGAUGGCUCUGGCAUGGAGCAGCUGAGGAACGAUACGAGAGGAAUAACCAUGCCGAACCCCUUGGCUGGGGGAGUGGUCCCUGGUGCUGACGCCGCAUGGCCUUAUGGGCUAUGGGUUGAUCAAUGGGUGAACAGUGGUGAAAAUGAGGCUCAGAGAGAAGCAAGAAUGAAUGUGCGCAUGCAGUGGGAGCUUCAGUGGCGGCUGAUGGUCGGUGCUUUCCAAGCUCAGGCACACUUUGCAUCGAUGGGCGUGUGGCCGUGGAUGAUGCCAACUCUGGGGUUGUGGGGCUCGGGGGGGGCUGCAGCCGGCCAAGGUAGUUUUGUUCCAGCAGUGACAGGGGUUGGGAUGCCCAGCAGUGAUACUACCAGCACGGAAAGGGGAGGAGAGGGAGAUGGAGCGGGUCAGGUGGCAGCAGAAAGCAGUGAGCGAUCGUCCCAGGUGCCUGUUACCUCGGGCACGCCUUCUUCACAACCUUCGCCAUCUGUUUCAGUCACUGCCAGCAGCCCUUCUGCCUCUGGUGGAGAAGCGCAGAACAACCAGGCAAGGCCAGGCACGGGUGCAACUGAACAAGGUUCUCCUGUCACAACAUCAGAAUUGCAGAGGCAACAUGAGGAGCAGCUUCAGAUGUGGAUGGGCAAUCUGGCACGUAUGCAGUCACGUCUUCCCUUCCCAAUGAUGGGGAUGUGGCUACAGCCUGAUGCAAUGCCCAGGGGAUCACCAGCAGCGCCUAAUGGAAGUGCAUUCAGCGGGUCUGCGACAAUGCGCACCAAUCCUGCCGACAACCGUGAGGAACAACAACCAAGUGGGUCAGACGGCAGUGCGUUAGAUGGACAAAGAGGCUCCAGUGACAGGAAUAGCACGCAGAGUGGAAAAGAUCCAGCAGCCACAGACUCAGUGUCUGAUACAUCCAGAGAGAACCCACAGGCGGCCGAUGCUAGAGGGGCAAUGCAGUUUACACAGAAUACUGGCGAUGGGGUCGUAGCUGAGAAUUCAGCAGCUGAAGACAACGGGCAUGCUCGCUUGGGAACACGUGUGGCUGAAGGUCACAUUACUGACCUGAAUGGAGGGAUUGUACCUGACAAGGAGGAGGACGAUGCAACAACAGGACUGAGGCGACGUGUACGCCAAGAGGGAAUCUCUCAAAGUGAGAAAUCGAUUCCUGAUUCGGAGAUUGUGCAAUCGAUGAAUACGGUGAAGGAGUGAUUGCACGAGACUGCCAUCGAUUGUGUGUACUCUACAGAUGCAAAGCACACGAGUCUACACCAUUGUAUGGGGAACAUUCAGCAGGUCUUCCUCGAUGUUCAGUCUCGGACUGAAGAGGAUGAAACCUGGUGAGUGCAUUUGCCUCUGUCACAAAUAGUGUGCUGUUUACCUUGCAGUCUAAUCAGGUCCUUAACAUUACCCUGUGGAGGUAGUCCUUGAUUACUGGCCUUUCCAUCUAUCAGGUGAUCGUGGCAAUCUGGCUUGCCUGUGCCUGGGAGAUAGUACCAGUUUGCUUUUUGUGGUUGGCAAUGGGCGGCAUUGUGGUUCUGUGCUUUGCUGCUGUUUGUGUGUCUCAGAUUCAGAGGAAACUCAUCGACGAAGCGCCCCAGCAGGCGCGCCACAUAGACACGAGCUUGUAGGGCAGAACACAGUGGAAAGGCAUGGGUAUGUGGGGAGAAAGGCAUGUUCAUCUAACAGUGGCGGGAUGUGCCGGCAAAAGAAGGCACCUGGUUGGUUGCAGGGCUUCAAGGUAUGUUGAGCUCUCUUCUGGUUGCCUCUGAAAGGGUGUGUUGACGAAAGUGGUCGGAGAGAUUCUCCCCGGUGGAAAGGUUUUUGGAUUUGUAAAGUAUAAGAUUGAGGAGGGGGCUGAUGGAAUGAUUGACCCUCUUAAACCACCAGUACCAGUACUUGGCCCAUAUAUCGGCCGCGGGCCCUUGUCAUUCAUAUACGCGCCGCAAUUUUCGGGCCCUUCGCAGCCUAUGCUCAUGUUCAUCAACAGCCGGUGCCAGUUCAUGUUUCGGCGCGCAGGGCAUCCCCAGGGACGGAGGAGAAAAGUGCCUUGGAAGUACUGGUGGUUUAAGUGGGCUGGUCAUCAGAGAGGCGAUCGUGGUGAAAGCCAGACAAGACCCCAUUCCGAUGAAAUUGAGGGGUUGGGAACCACAGGCGGGACUGCAGAGCUCGUUGUGUGUGAUGCGGACCAAACGAUGCAUACAUCAUCACUGGUUUGUGAACAUGUAUAAUCAAAGCCAUAUUGAUUGGUCUCUGCGGCAUGGAUGGGAAUGCGUUUCGAAGUGUGAAUUAAUUUGCUGAAAUGGAGUGGCUGCUGCUGGUUUUUGUGUUGUGCCUGCCGCUUGGUUACCCGUAAGUACUUAUCAUCUGACUCUUCACGAAAGAGCCCGUCUGGUGUCUGGCAAGAGCAUAUGCACGGAUGGAAUGAUGGUGUCGUCGGGCGGCCAAAGUCGGUCGGCCUCCUCACAGCGUGUUUGCUGCUGCUGGGCACACAACCAAUACGUUGCUUGGUCGCUUUGGCACACGUCCUCGUUUUGUGAAGAAAAUGACCCUCACCCCACCCUUCUUCUCCCAAACAACGCGUGACAGAUUCCCAUCAUGCAGCUUACCCCCCUGACACCUGUCAGGUUCAUUCUUGUGGGGACCACAAUUUGUUGGCUGGGGUAAGUUUGCAACUUUGCACCAACUUUGCAGGGCAAAUGAAGAAAACCAGACUUCAUUCGCAAGGCAAAUGAAGGAAACCAGACUUUGACGGGUGCUUGAUAUGCUUUACCAGACUUCUGGAUGGCCACAAAGGGGGUGAUCCCUCUUCCGCUGACUGCCCAAGAAGAAAACCAAAGGAGUCCGCGGCUGGCCCUUGCUGCUAAUUCUUCACUUUGUCUUGGUGCCUUGCUUUGUAUGGAACUAGAACACGGGAACGCAGGCAGGUCAAUUGCGUUGGUUGCACGACUCCUCCAAGAUGGAGGUAUGGCUAUAUGGUUUAGUGCUAUAUGGACCCAGCUGAAGCUAGUUAUAAGGUCUUGACUAUUUAGAUGAUUCUCCGCUAAAUCUUCAUGGUCGGCAUGCAUGCUUGUAGCUGCGGCAAGCUUCCGGUAUAUUAUUAUUGAGGGAUGACGCACGCAGAGGGCCGCAUUUAGGUCAGCAUCAGCAUCAGCAUCAGCAUCAGCAUCUAGCAUUUUGCUGCUCCAGUGAGUGACGGUUAUAUGCUUGCACGUGGGGUAUUCUCAGCAUACGAUUGCAGCUGUGGUCUCCAAUGUCAUGGCUCUCCUAUGACACAGCAGCAAUUUCGGUCUUUGCUUGUGGCGAUGCCUGUCCUAGUAGCUCUAUAGCAAACGGAGCUCUUGGUGAAUAGGCUGCUCAAGCACAUGCCUUUCCUGGCUGCCAGUACUGUACUGAACAUGACAUGGAUCGCACGGUGAGGACAUGGAUGGGUGGGUUAGUGAAUUUUGUCGUUUUUGUAACGUGCUCCUGUUCCUGUUUAAUUCAUGGACACGCAGGAGGACGCUGCUGCUCCGGGCAUAUUGCUGUUCUUCCUUCCUAAGGCGAGGAACAGCGGUGUGCUACGUGGAAACGCAUUCGUUCUAGAUGUUUCUGUUCUUGUUCCUACUGCAAGCAACAAUGUGGCGGUACUUGGGAACGAGUCUGCCUGCUGUUCUGCGUGAGCAGCAUCUACACUGCACUGGGCAUUCGAAGGGACAGUGCCCAAGUGUCUAUGGGAACGAGCUGGUGAGCAAGCAGCUUGUUUGUGACUGCCUGGUGGACCAACUUCACCACAACUUCUCUGCCUUCUCUGAGGUGGGCGAUGCCCUAGACGUGAUAUCCUUUUUAAACCGCCCGUCCACAACUUUUCCCAGGCACCUUGUCUGGUGUGCCUGUUGACGCAGCGCAGAAAUGCUGUUUGCAUCUGCCGGAGAGAAAAGUGUGGCAGCCUGUGGCAAGUUGGUGUCUGUGACGGUUUGCAUUGUCAUUUUGGCUGGGCUGCACAUCACAUUGGGAAAAGGGGCCUCCGAUCGAUGGACUGGUGGUUUUAAGGUUGGGCCUUCCGACAUUUCGAAUCAUUGUAGCUGUGGUUGUGAAGUAUAUGUAUAGAGGAGGCGGUCAAGAAGGUACUUUCGUGCUAAGGACUGGAGUCACUGGACCGGUUGCUGUGCCAGUGCACCUUGGGGGUCGUUGCUGCGUACAGCUGGUUGUCUGAAAAGGAUCUUGCACAGUCCUGCUAACGCUACAUCACGAUGGCAGUGUAGUUCUUUUUCUACUACUAAAUCUAAUAAAGUUAUUUCGGGUGUAACACUACAUCACGAGUCGCGACCCGUCCCGACCGGAUUCGGUCCAUCUGUGAGGUGGACAGUCGUGCAGCCCGGUUCCUGGGAUCUACCAGCGGUGGCCCGGAAAAUGUGACUGGGAAAGCAGCGGCCGAGAAAAGCUACAGGCUGCAUGACCAGUCUUGACGCAAGAAAAAAAAAGGGAAAAGCAAACUACACAAACUGCCAUGAUGGCCAUCGGCGCGGCCCUCACCAACUGCACAAGUGACAACAAUCGUAGCGGUGUAUUUUUUGGUGCUCUGUGGGAAGAUCAAAUCUCAUUUCGCACGUUUGGUGAGGGCCGUGACGAGGCCCGGCGUAGAUCAUCCUUAGUUUUUUGUCAUUUAGUACUAUCCGUUUUUUGCUCUUUUGGGAAUAGUGUUUGUGGGCCUCACUGCACGGCAGCGAGAAUCAAUCUUCAUGCAGAAGCCAGAAAGAUACACCACCACAGGUUUUGUCUUUUGUGCAGUUGUGCAGUUGGUGAGUCGUGUGUCGAGGCCCCAGGCAAAUCGGACGUAUUUUGUUCUGCUCAGCGUCUUGCAUGUGGAUUUUAAACUUCAGUCCGUAUUUCAGUAGCUUAUGCGUGUGCUAACUGAGCCAGGCACGCGGGGCUUCUGUGCAGUGGCUGGGCGCUGCCCUGAAACAAAAAAUGUUAAUGCGCAUUUGUUUCUUUGCUGCAGUGUUGUCGGGAUUUCCCAUUCUGGAGUGCUGCCCAGAGAAGAAAGGGGGGCAAAGAGUGUUCGCAAUGACGACAGUGUCUUCCUUCCUUGGCCAUGCGUACGGGCAUCAGUUAAACAGCUGUUGCCGUGGCGAAGCCCCCCCUUCCCCCCGCCGCCGCUGCCUCCCUUACUCCAUCUCUCUUUGAGCGACGUGUUGUGCGGGAAGAGGCGGAGUGUUGUUCAGAAAAUGAAAUAGAUGGAUUUCU